Messenger RNA from Frankliniella occidentalis (western flower thrips), 2397 nucleotides. Its product is annotated as nuclear RNA export factor 1-like. The record is from RefSeq and is a predicted model, not a curated record. The coding region runs from base 178 to 2373 and encodes 731 amino acids. Gene Ontology annotation, molecular function: RNA binding; protein binding. Gene Ontology annotation, biological process: poly(A)+ mRNA export from nucleus. Lineage: Eukaryota; Metazoa; Arthropoda; Insecta; Thysanoptera; Thripidae. The transcript is spliced from 12 exons. Gene Ontology annotation, cellular component: nucleus.
ACUCCCCCGUGGCAGACGUGAGCACUUGCGAGUGCGACUGAUCUCCCCCGCGCCCCGGACGGUUUAGUUUUGUUUACACGCACCUAACCUCGGUGUUUGUGUACCUCUUUAUUUAGAGGAAGAACCUGAUAUAUAUUUGGUGAUACUGUACUCUUUGAAGAAUUAUAGGGUUUGGUCAUGGCUGGAUACCCAUGGCACCCCAACCCUGGCUUAUCGCCCAACAUGGCUGCCUUAUUAAGUCAAGCCUUGCAUACAGCAGGGAAUCACCGUCCCCCAUUCAACUCCCAUUUACUUAAUGCACCGCUGUCCAACUCAAAUACAGCAGUGCCACUCAUGUCGACCUCUAUACCUCCACCUUCUGGCCCUUUCAUGUCAAAUGUACCACAAAACGUUACAAGAACAUCAAGUACGAUCACGUUACCACCAAUGUUGGCUGAAAGAAGAGAAAGGAUGGCAGCCGAAAGGAACAGAAUGCCACAAUUAGAAAGUUCCAGUGCCAACGCUAAUGGUACUUCUCAUAUUUCCUUAGAAAAUAGUGUUCAGAGUACAAGUAAUUCAACACCUCCGACAAAUAGGUAUUCUGAAGAAGGGGGAAUGGCUGAGAGAAGUGGAGGUUUAGUGCGGUCAAAUGCGGCGGGACAACUUCCAACAUUUGACUUGCUAGCCAAAAGGUCUGCUCAGAAAGACCCUCCCGAAGAAGCUCCCACACCUGUGUUUAGUACUGAAAUGGGCAUGGGAAAGGAAUGUCCUAAGCCCCCAGAGCAACAAGUCAAAAGUGUUAUUGUACUUGACACUUUGAACACUCACAACAAACUAUUGCCUCAUGGAUCACACCGCAUUUUACAUGAUAAUGACUACUGGCAUAAAUUUAUUAUUACAGGACCAGUGGCAGGAAACAGAAUUAAAAUAUUGAAAAGAAUUUUGGAGUCAAGUGAACCCACUCUUCUUUUACCUAUCAUGUACCAAGAAGAAGGUGACACAGCUGUAUUCUAUGCUAGAAAUUGUGGAUCUGCAAUUGAGAGACUGUGUCGUAAUAAUAAAUUGAUUUUUGAAGUUGACAAGCAAAAGUUUAUCCUGCGAAUAAUGCUUCAGUGUGCCCCAGUAAAUAAAUUAAAGCUAAACGCUUUAAGUAUACUCAAAAAUAUUUUGGAAAAAAGAUACAACUCAUCUGAGCGUUGCUUAGACUUGUCAAGUUUUGAGCAUGAUUCAGAUUUGUCCUCUUCAAUGUAUUGUUCUUUGAGUCAACCAAGUGCCUUGCAUUAUGUUCUCAUAACUGCAAUCAACAUGCCCAUAAACUUUUCAAUAUUAAGACUUUGUCAUAAUGGUAUUCGUCAAUUGAAAAUUGAAGUUCUUAUGAAAGCAUCAUACCUCCGUACACUUGAUUUGUCUCACAAUGAGCUACUGUAUCAAAAUGAUUUGGUUGGACUGAGAGAUUUGACUCAAGUCACCAAGGUUGUUUUGGAUGGCAAUCCUCUUUGUGCUGAGUUUAGGAGCCCGGAUGAAUACAUAAGUCAAUUAAAAACUUUAAUGCCCCAACUUAGAAGUCUGGAUUCUGUAGCCCUCUUUCCAGGAUCAAUAUGGGUCCCAAAGGAGAGAAAUUUCUUAUGCUCUAAAGAUGGACAUCAGAUGGUGGAUCAAUUUCUCAAGCACUUUUUUGACCGGUAUGAUUGGAAAGAUCGCCGCUGUCUUGAUGGCCUGUACCAUAAUGAUGCACUAUUUACUCUCACAUGUGUUCAUAUAUCAGGGCAGAGCACAUCAGAAAGUAGCUCAUUAACAUGGUAUAAUACAUACAACCAUAACAUAGCAAAACUGUCUGAUAUUUCAAAAGCUGAAAAAAAUGUGUACCAUGGCCCAGAUGAAAUUUUAGAACUUUUUAGCUCGCUACCAGCAACUGAGCAUGAUGCCUACUCAUUUUGUGUUGACCUCAUGCAUUACAAUGAUAAAGCUGCAGUUUUAACUGUUUCGGGUAUUUUCCGAGAACAUCCAACUCAAGCGCCAGAUCCUAACUACAUGCGCAGUUUUAGGAGGGUAUUUGCCUUGUGUUGUAUAGCUCCCAAUGAAUGGCAGAUUAUUAACGAGCAGCUUCAUCUAACAAAUCUCACAACAGAGCAAGUGGAGUCUGCUUUCAGAAUCAGGCGACCACCAGUCACAGCUCCAGUUGCUGCUUGGUUGGUGCAGGAUGCUCAGUUGUUGAGUGAUGCAGAGAAAGAUCAAAUGGCUACAAUUAUGAUGCAACUAACAACUCUUACAAAGGAAUGGGCAACAAGAUUUCUACAAGAAAGUCAUUGGUAUGUAAGGGAGGCACUGAUUGCAUUUGUGAACAAGUUUGAAGCUAAUGAAUUACCUAAAGAUGCAUUUCUCAAUGACAAAUAAAAGGAAAAAUUAUUCAGUGUAAUA